Molecule: messenger RNA, 1127 nt
Organism: Budorcas taxicolor (takin)
Lineage: Eukaryota; Metazoa; Chordata; Mammalia; Artiodactyla; Bovidae
Gene: BEAN1
Product: brain expressed associated with NEDD4 1
Exons: 5
Coding region: 97-876 (259 amino acids)
Source: RefSeq, a predicted model, not a curated record
GGCAGCCAAGCCGAGUGAGCGGAGGGUCCUUCCCUGCGAGAAGUCAGAGCUCUACAAGUGGGCAGGCUGGCUCCACUGUUCUGCUCCAAGGAUUACAUGUCCUUCAAACGCCCCUGCCCCUUAGCUCGGUACAACCGCACCAGUUACUUCUACCCCACGUUCUCGGAGAGCUCAGAGCACAGCCACCUGCUCGUGUCCCCCGUGCUGGUGGCGAGUGCAGUCAUAGGCGUGGUCAUCAUCCUCUCCUGCAUCACCAUCAUCGUGGGCAGCAUCCGCAGGGACAGGCAAGCCCGGCUCCAGCGCCGCCACCACCGCCACCGCCGCCACCACCAUCGCCACCACCGCCGCCGCCGCCGGCGCCAUCGAGAGUACGAGCAGGGCUACGUGUCCGACGGGCACACAUACGGCCGCCCGAGCCACAGGAUGCGCUACGCCUGCAGCCCCGCCGAGGACUGGCCUCCGCCUUUGGACCUUAGCUCUGAUGGGGACGUGGAUGCCAUGGUGCUCCGAGAGCUGUACCCAGACUCUCCACCCGGUUACGAGGAGUGUGUGGGACCAGGCGCCACUCAGCUGUAUGUCCCCACGGAUGCCCCGCCCCCCUACUCACUGACCGACUCCUGCCCCGAGCUGGACGGCGCCCUGGAUGCGGGCAGUGGCCACAGCCCUGGCCGACACCAGCAGGCGCAGAGGCCGCAGGGCCAGAGUGGCCUCCGCACUGUCUCCAUGGACACCCUCCCCCCUUACGAGGCUGUGUGUGGGCCCAGCCCCCCAUCAGGCCGGCUGCCACUGCCUGGACCACAACCAGGCCUGCAGAGCUCCCAGGGUUCGCCUGCCACAACCCAGGCCCCGGCCUUGGGCCCAGAGCGGAUCAUGUGAGCAACCUGGUGGUCAGGUCCUGCCAGCCCCUCAGGGCUGAGUCACAUCUUUCAGGCACACAGAUGCGUGUAUAUACACACACACACACACACACACACACACAGAUGCUCACAUUGCACCCCCACAUGCACACAUAUACACACAACUUGGACAGACACACACUGACACACCCAUGUGCACGCACACAUCCAGACAUGUCCCUCACGUGUGCAGGCGUGCACACGCACACAGGUCUCCCCCGCCAGAUACAC